Molecule: messenger RNA, 2282 nt
Organism: Ceutorhynchus assimilis (cabbage seed weevil)
Lineage: Eukaryota; Metazoa; Arthropoda; Insecta; Coleoptera; Curculionidae
Source: the annotation of a GenBank genome assembly
CGCCAAUAACUUUAAUUAAUGUUAAAUUCUAGAACUUAAUUAUUCGCAUUACGAUUGGGAAUUAUGACUUUUAUUAAAAUGCUUUGUGAAUAAUGGUCGAAUGAUUAGACCUUGUAUCAUCUAUCAUUAAUUAAAUGUAUGUAUUUUGAUUUGCAAUAAAAUAUAGAGAUUUUAAGGAAAAUUGCGAAAGAAAAAAUAUACAGAGUGUUACAAAUUGACAACUAAGUAUGAGAGAUUUCGCCCAGCAGAUUGUUCAAAACAUCCAAGAGUGUUCCGCAAUAAUGUCGUCAAAAAUGAAAGCCAGCAUAACCGAUUUCCAAAAAUAUUGCGAAAAAGCCAUCGGAAAAUUAACUCCUGAAUGCAUUGAAGCCUUCAGACAAACCAAAGAUGACAUUUCAAGGAUCCAACUCAUGUACGAUGUGGCCAAACAAAUUCCUUUAAGUGCCUGCGAAAGUGACAAAGCCUUUAAACUUGCCGAAGCAAAGAAAAAUGAGGGCAACAAGUAUUUUGCGAAAAAAGAUUACCAUAAGGCAAUCAGAUGUUAUAAUGAUGGCAUUAUAUGUUGCCCCCAAGAAUCAAUCCCUGAUAGAGAACUACUAACAAUUUUAGUUUCGAAUCGUAGCGCAACAAAUUUCGAGUUGGACAAAUACCGUAGAGUCCUGGACGAUAUUGAUUACAUCAGUGAAAUAGGAGAUUAUCCGGCCAAUUUGAAAUACAAACUCUGGCUAAGAAAGGCCAAAUCUUAUGAUGCUUUGCAAAAUAAGAAACUGGCCACUGAAGCUUACAGUGAAGCGUUGAAAUGCUUGAAACAGAGCGAUUUGAAAGAGGAUGUUGUGCAAAGUAAAAUAGAAGAGAUUGAAAAGGCUAAAAAGGGUGGUGGUGUGAUAAAAAAGGAAAAUAAGCUGGAAUUGAUACCUUUGGCUUUUACUGAGGACAGGUUUGUGGGCGGUGAGGAAUUUGUUGCUGCUAAUCCUAACAUUACUGUUGGUCAAGAUGCUUAUCAGGGACGGUAUGCUAAAGCUACUGGAGAUAUUGAAACAGGUACCAUCCUAGUAGAAGAAACCCCAUUCUGCUCGGUAGUGGACAAAGACCACGCCCUAACCAAUUGCCAAUACUGCUUGGCCUCUGUAGAAUUACCUAUAGCUUGUCCUGGUUGCGUGGACGUCAUCUUUUGCAGCACGCACUGUAGCAGAUUGGCGACGAAAUCGUUCCACGCUGUAGAAUGUGGCUUCCAAAAGCAACUUUUCGAUUCGGGAGCUUCGGUUAACUGUUUGCUCGCCAUGAGAAUCAUCAACCAAAAGCCGCUGAAGUUUUUUCUAGAAAAGAAAAAUAAAUUGAAGGAUUACAUGAAGGAUUCUUGCAAGAAAAAUGUUGUAAGGAAAAAAAUAUAUAGAUCUGAUGAUUACGAUAACGUAUUUUUUCUAUGCCGCAAUGAAGUAAUGCGUAAAAAAGAAGAGCUAAUUCAUUACGCUUGCAUGUCGAUUUAUCUUUUGAGAAUUUUGAAACAAGGAUAUUAUUUUGCUGAAUCCAGCAAUGACUUAUUAACUGAAGAUGAAUUAUUUAUUGGCACCUUAAUUUUACGUCAUCUACAAAUUUUACAAUUCAAUGCUCACGAAAUUUCGGAAUUACAAAACACCUACAAUGAAGCUACAGUGAGUUAUCUUAAUAAUACCAUUGGUGCAGGGCUUUAUCCAACUCUGGCUCUAUUUAAUCACUCUUGCGAUCCCAGUAUUGUAAGGUACAAUGUUAGAAAUAAAAUUGUAGUGCGUGCAAUCAAACCAAUCAAAACCGAUGACAUAAUUUAUGAAAAUUAUGGUCCAUUGUAUAUGGGUGAAGCAUUGGAAAAGAGGCAGGAUGAAUUGAAAACGAAUUAUUGGUUCGAAUGUUUGUGUCAGCCUUGUACAGAAUUAUGGCCAAUGUUUCAUGAAAUGCGCGAAAACGAAUUGAGGAUUCCUUGUAAAACAGACAGAUGUCCUUAUGUAUUUACGGUUCAAGAUCAAGAUGAUCCUUUUCUGGAUUGUCCUUAUUGUAAAGGCACCACUGGAUUGUUUCCUUAUCUCAAAGGAUUGAUGAAAUUGGAAGAAAUUCUACCGGAAGCCGAAUACCAGUUGAGCAUUCAUCAGUUUGAAAACGCUCUGAAAAAGUUCGUCCAAGCUUUGGAUAUUUUGUAUAAAUAUUCCAGGCCUCCGCAUCCGGAAAUUAUCAAGGUGCAACAGCGCGUGCGAAUUUGCAUGCUGCAUUUCGGCAAUAAGUCUUACGAUUAUAAGCCGAACUUUCAAUAA